This is a messenger RNA of Impatiens glandulifera, 2006 nucleotides long. RefSeq names its product T-complex protein 1 subunit gamma. The record is from RefSeq and is a predicted model, not a curated record. The coding region runs from base 123 to 1790 and encodes 555 amino acids. The transcript has 13 exons. Lineage: Eukaryota; Viridiplantae; Streptophyta; Magnoliopsida; Ericales; Balsaminaceae. Gene Ontology annotation, cellular component: chaperonin-containing T-complex. Gene Ontology annotation, biological process: protein folding. Gene Ontology annotation, molecular function: ATP hydrolysis activity; ATP binding; ATP-dependent protein folding chaperone.
GACCUAACUCCUUCAGGUUCGAAGAACCAGAGCUACUCUUUACGAUCCAUCUUCACUUUCAUCACUUUCUUUCUCUACAAUUCUCUCUAGACCUUUGAUUUCAUCACUCAAACACACUAAAAAUGCAAGCUCCAGUCCUCGUCCUCAAGGAUUCGUUGAAACGUGAGUCUGGACGGAAGGUCCAUCAUGCAAAUAUUCAGGCAUCCAAGGCUGUUGCAGAUAUAAUCCGCACUACAUUGGGCCCAAGAUCUAUGUUGAAGAUGCUACUUGAUGCUUCCGGUGGCAUUGUGGUUACUAAUGAUGGGAAUGCAAUUUUGCGUGAACUAGAUCUUGCGCACCCAGCAGCUAAGUCAAUGAUCGAACUUAGCCGAACACAAGAUGAAGAAGUUGGAGAUGGAACCACAUCAGUCAUUGUACUUGCUGGUGAAAUGCUCCAUGUUGCCGAGGCCUUCAUUGACAAAAAUUAUCAUCCUACAGUCAUUUGCCGAGCUUACAAUAAAGCUCUUGAAGACGCUUUAGCUGUUCUUGACACAAUUGCUAUGCCUAUUGACGUGAAAGACAGAACGGCAUUAUUGGGACUGGUUAAAAGCUCUAUUGGCACAAAAUUCACUAGUCAGUUUGGUGAUCUUAUUUCGGAUUUAGCAAUUGAUGCCACAGAAAUUGUUGGAGUGGACCUUGGUCAGGGGUUGCGUGAAGUGGACAUUAAGAAAUAUAUUAAGGUAGAGAAAAUCCCUGGGGGUCAACUGGAAGACUCAAGGGUUCUAAAGGGAGUAAUGUUUAAUAAAGAUGUGGUUGCCCCUGGUAAGAUGAGAAGAAAGAUUGUAAAUCCACGAAUUAUUCUUCUCGACUGCCCGUUAGAGUACAAGAAGGGUGAGAAUCAAACAAAUGCCGAGUUGCUUAAAGAAGAAGAUUGGGGUGUUCUAUUAAAGUUGGAAGAAGAAUACAUUGAGAAUCUGUGCAUGCAGAUACUGAAAUUUAAGCCUGAUUUAGUCAUCACAGAAAAGGGUCUUAGUGAUCUUGCAUGCCAUUACCUAAGCAAGGCAGGUGUCAGCGCAAUCCGAAGACUAAGGAAAACUGACAAUAACAGAAUUGCCAAGGCAUCUGGGGCUACUAUUGUUAACCGUCCUGAAGAGUUGCAAGAAUCUGAUGUUGGUACUGGUGCGGGUUUGUUUGAGAUUAAAAAGAUUGCAGAUGAAUUUUUUGCUUAUAUUGUUGAUUGCAAAGAUCCAAAAGCAUGCACUGUGUUAUUGAGAGGUGCAAGCAAGGACCUCUUGAAUGAGGUGGAAAGAAACUUGCAGGAUGCCUUGUGUGUGGCUAGAAACAUCAUAAAAAACCCAAAACUUGUUCCGGGUGGUGGUGCUACAGAAUUAACCGUUUCUGCUACCUUGAAACAAAAAAGCUCAUCUGUUGAAGGAAUAGAAAAAUGGCCAUAUGAAGCAGCAGCGAUUGCUUUUGAGGCGAUACCACGGACCUUAACUCAAAACUGUGGAGUUAAUGUCAUCCGAACAAUGACUGCCCUUCAAGGGAAGCAUGCAAAUGGUGAAAAUGCAUGGAUAGGAAUUGAUGGGAAUACUGGUGCUAUUGCUGAUAUGAAGGAGCAGAAGAUAUGGGAUUCCUACACUGUGAAGGCACAAACUUUCAAGACCGCAAUAGAGGCAGCUUGCAUGCUUCUGAGAAUUGAUGACAUAGUUAGCGGUAUCAAGAAGAAGCAAGCCCCCGGCUCAGGUCCAUCAAAACCUAAAGUUGAGGAAGAAGGAGAUGCAGACAACGAAAAUAUGAUCCCCGAGUGAAGAGACCUGAAAUUAUCCCUAUUCUCAUUUUGUUUCGGUUUUGUUUUCGUGUUCCUAGACUCGGACAACAACUGCUUGUUAGAUUAUUUGUUACUUUUGUCAUGUCCCUUCUUGUUAGCAGAAAAUUUUUGUGUUUAUGUUUGCUGUUUCUACCUUCAAGAGUUCCUAUGAUAUGAUUCAAAACCGUAUUUUAUAUCUACAUAUCAUUGGUUCCUA